This is a messenger RNA of Hevea brasiliensis (rubber tree), 977 nucleotides long. RefSeq lists its product as uncharacterized. NCBI's taxonomy places the organism in Eukaryota, Viridiplantae, Streptophyta, Magnoliopsida, Malpighiales, Euphorbiaceae. The record is from RefSeq and is a predicted model, not a curated record. Bases 20 to 625 code for a protein of 201 amino acids. The transcript has a single exon.
CACCCAAAUUACAACAUGCAUGCUUUGCUUACUCAAAGCAGAUAUGGCUGUGGAUGAUAUAGAUGAUUCCUUCAAGAAACCUGGAGCUGUCCCUUUUAAGUGGGAGAUCCGACCCGGUGUUCCCAAGAUCCAUACCCAUCAACAAAAACUCCAACCAAAGCAAUUAUCACCACCCGCUUUACCAUCCCCAUCACCGCCUUUCACCCCUCACCGUUCACCACCUACUCCACGAACUCAACAAAAGCUUAAACUUAAACCCCCACCAGCUGGAUUCAUUUUUCUCCCUCCACCGGAGCCCCGUACCCGUUCCUUCCGUACAACUCCACGUACCCGCUCUGAGCGUUGGCGGUUCGACCAACCCACCCGUGUCAGCCCCGAAUGUGUCUCGCCCGGAUGCUUUCCAUCCCCUUUACUAAGGAGGAAAGACAGCAAGAGAAGAACCACCCAGGUACCUGAAUCCGAAUCCGACUAUACUUCUGACCUUGAGACACUUGCUAGGUGGUCACUGUCAAGCCGGAAGUCACUUUCGCCUUUCCAUGACUCAUCGGCGUCGUCUUUCUCAUCGUACCGGUCAUCUCCCCGAGUGGUGAGUGAUGCUGAAUGGGCUGGGUUUGGUCUUUUCUGAAGAACCCUACUGUAGAUAAUAUUAGGUGGUCAUUGCUUUAUGACGUCUAGCAAGUUCAUUUGAAUUUUUGCUUGGUUUUUCUAAUACUGUAGACAAGUCUUAAGGCACAAGAGUUGUCACCAUGUGGGAUGACCUGUGGAUAGAUGUUGUCGCAGUAGGAGAGUUGAGAAGUUGUUUUGUAUUAAUAUUACUGGAUGGAGUAGUUGUUGAGUCUUCAAUUCUUGAUGCUUGUUUCUUUUCUUGGAGGAGAUAUGCAAGAAGAUGUGGUGAUCUUCUUAUACCAUGAUCAGUGCCUGAGAUUUCGGACUAAAUUAUCCUUUGAAUGAAUAAAAAAUAUAUAAAAUUCACUAAA